This is a messenger RNA of Stegostoma tigrinum, 5224 nucleotides long. RefSeq names its product phosphatidylinositol glycan anchor biosynthesis, class M (gene pigm). Gene Ontology annotation, biological process: GPI anchor biosynthetic process. The record is from RefSeq and is a predicted model, not a curated record. Gene Ontology annotation, molecular function: alpha-1,4-mannosyltransferase activity; GPI mannosyltransferase activity. The transcript has 5 exons. NCBI's taxonomy places the organism in Eukaryota, Metazoa, Chordata, Chondrichthyes, Orectolobiformes, Stegostomatidae. Gene Ontology annotation, cellular component: membrane; glycosylphosphatidylinositol-mannosyltransferase I complex. Bases 212 to 1492 code for a protein of 426 amino acids.
CCGUGGCGGUUGCGGUGAUCUUUCAGACCUGCAUGCAUAAACAUCCAGAAUGGGAUUUGAAAACCUCCGAGAGGACAGGGACCGACGGUUCGACCUCCUCAGAUCAACCGCUUGCUGUUUCGCCACCGUUGCUGGGGUGACGUCCCCGUUAAAGUUCCUUGUAAUUUUACAUUGGCCGAUGUAAAUUUCCCCGCCCCCCCCCCCCCGAUCAAUGGGCCGAGCUUUGAACCCUGGGCGCGCUGCCCUGUUUGCAGUCGCUUUCUGCCUCCGCGUCGGCCUUGUCUUCUAUGGGCUGCACCAGGACCGCUCCAUGCCGGUCAAAUACACCGAUGUGGAUUAUCAUGUCUUCACAGACGCCGCCAGGUUUGUCACUCAGGGAGAUUCUCCUUACAGAAGAGCAACCUAUCGUUACACCCCAUUAUUGGCAUGGAUGCUGACUCCCAACAUCAACCUCACAGAGCUGUAUGGGAAAAUCCUCUUCAUUAUAUGUGAUAUUCUUGCUGCUCAUUUCAUGCAUAGAAUCCUAAGCCUUCGAGGAUUUGACAACCGGAAAGCAUGCUGGUACUGCAGUCUAUGGCUUUUCAACCCGUUGCCAAUGAUUGUCUCAAGCAGAGGGAAUGCAGAAGCCAUUCUUGCAGGCUUGGUGAUGGUGACUUUGUACUACCUGGAAAGUAGGCAGAUUGUGAAGGCUGCAUUAUUCUAUGGGCUUUCUGUGCAUAUGAAAAUUUACCCAGUGACUUAUGCUGUACCCAUAGUCUUAUCACUUCAGACUGAUCAGCAAGCAAUGGAGGAAAAUAAUUUGACUAAAUGGAAUGAAGGCUACCUUAAAAAAGGCACAUGUUUUCACAAUUGUAUAAGGAACUUUCUGAAGCUGGUUGUCAGACUGCUAAACCAGGAAGUGCUGCUAUUCAUUUCUAUUGCAGGACUGCUAUUUUUUGGUCUGGGAGUACUUUUCUAUUGCAGAUAUGGCUGGGAGUUUCUGGAUCACACGUACCAUUAUCACUUAACACGACGAGACAUUCGCCACAACUUCUCGCCCUACUUCUACAUGUUGUAUUUGACGGCAGAGAGUGAGUGGAGCUGUGGCCUGGCUCUAGCUGCUUUCAUCCCACAGUCUCUGCUGCUCCUUGUCACAUCUUUUGCAUAUUACAAGGACCUGACCUUUUGCUGCUUCUUGCAAACUGCGAUUUUUGUCACUUUCAACAAAGUGUGUACUUCACAGUAUUUCCUGUGGUAUUUGUGUCUGCUCCCAGUGGUUCUUCCAAAUCUGGCGCUGACCUGGAGAAGAGGCAUGGUGUUGUUGGUUUUGUGGUUCAUCGGUCAGGGAUUAUGGCUCACCCCUGCAUAUUACCUGGAAUUUGAAGGACAGAACACCUUUCUGUUUAUUUGGUUGGCUGGUUUGGUAUUUCUCUCCAUCAACUGCUACAUUCUGUUGGUAUUGAUCUCAAGCUACAAGGAAAGGGAAUUGCAGCCAAAAACAAAGACUGAAUAACAGAAGUGCUUCUAUGUACAGAAUGUUGCUGUAGAUUCUGAUCUGUUAUGAUCUCUAUGAGGCAAGUUGACUCGGAUUAAUUGAUCAAGGCAUUAUCGUGGAGAAUGCACCAGGACCUUUUCUUGCCGUGAGCUUUGUUGAGCAAAAAGAAAGACACAAUAUCUGAACAUGCUGUAUGAAUCAGUGUAGCAUGUAGCAAGUAAAAGUGAGCUAUGUUGCAAAUCUGAUUAACGACCUUAAUUUGGGUGUUUGUGUGAUUCUUCAGCAGUUUUUGAAGGAUGAGUUCUGCUAAUUGAUGUAAACUCUUAAGACCUUUUCAAACAAUCUUGAAAUUACAAAUUCCGCAGACAACUUAAUGUUUCACUUGCACAAAGGAACAUAUUUUGUAAAUGAAGUAGUUAUCCACUUGUGGGAAAUAGACUGCAACAUAUUGCAGACGCCCUGCUUCUAAGGAUAUCAAGGGAAAUACAAUCAUAAAUCUUUUUGUUUAGGAACGGUAAUCUUUGACCCAGAGUACUACUGUAAAGAACAUUUAUAAUUUUUAAGUUGUAUGUGGAAUGUGUAAUUGUUUUUUAAAAAUGUACAUAAAGGACUUAAAUGUUUGCAUUAAUUAGCAAGAUUUACCCUUUGAAAAUUGUAUGGUCAGUAUUACACUGCUUUUUAAAAUUCAGUUACGGGAUGAAGGCAUUACUGGCUAGGCCACCUUUCAUUGCCCAUCCCUAAUUAUCCAGAAGGCUGUUAAGAGUUAAGCAUGUUGCUGUGGGUGUGGAGUCGCACGUAGGCCAGACCUGGUAAGGAUGGCAGUUUCCUUCCCUAAAUGAAAUUAGUGAACCAGAUGGGCUUUUCCGACAACCAGCUUUGUGGCCAUCAUUUGACUGUUAAUUCCAGAUUUUUAUUGAAUUCAAAUUCCACCAUCAUGGGAAACCCUAAACACUUUCCCUGCCAAUUUCAAUCUGUGCUAGAAGCUCAUUUGUCUUGUAUAGGAUAUUGCCUGCAUUUAAGUACAAAACUCAGUCCUACAUAAACUGCCUCUUCCUCGGCUGUACCUGAAGUUACAUUACUGGCCCCUUCCAGACUGCGUCUUACUACUUGUUCUGGAAACUUAAAUAACCUCCACUGAUUUCCCCCCACCCCGUCUUACCACUUCCAUAACUUUUCAAGCGACUGAACCCACCCCACUGUUUAGCUUAAACCAUUUAGGACUGAGGAGAAGAAAAUUCUUCCCCCAGAGUGGUGAGUCUGUGGAAUUCUCAACCACAGAAAGCAGUUAAGAUCGAAACACUAUCAUUUGAACAAGGAGUUAGAUAGCCUAGAUAGAAUGGACGUAGAGAAGAUUUUCCACUAGUAGGAGAGACUAAUACUGGAGGCCAAAGCCUCAGACUGAAAGGAUGACCUUUUAGAACUGAGAUGAGGCAUUUCUUCAGCCAGAGCCUGGUGAAUCUGUAGAAUUCUUUGCUGCAGAAGGCUGUGGAGGCCAAGUCAUUGAGUGUAUUUAAGACAGAUAUCGGAGUAAUCAGGAAAAUGGGGUUGAGAAACACAUCAGCUGCAAUUCAUACAUGAUGGGCUGAAUGGCUUAAUUCUGCUCCUAUAGAUUACAGUCUAUACCCAUUGGUCAUCCACAACAUCCUACUUCAACCCUGUCUCAUCCUGUUAGAGUUUUAUAUGUUUCUAUGAGAUUCUACCUUUUUUUUGAAAUCCAGUGAAUCUCGUCCCAACUGAUUCAACCUCUUCUCAUAUGUCAGUCUCUGCAUACCCUCUGUAGCAAGGACAUCCUUCUUCAGCUAAGAUCCAAUCUGCACACAAAAUACCAGGCAUGGUCUCACCAAAGCCCUGUGUCAUCACACCAAGACAUCCUGGCUCCUGUACUCAUAUCCUCUCACUAUGAUGGCCAACAUACCAGUUAUCAUCUUCACCAAGUGCUGCACCUGCAUGCUUACUUUAUGACUAGUGUACAAGGUCACCCAUGUCUUGUUGCUGUUUUGAUAAUCUGCAUCUCUAUUUCUUUUCCUCCUAAACUGGAUAAUUUCACAUUUAUCUGUAUUUGCCAUAUUUGCAAAUUCAGCUUGUUCAGAUCAGUGAAGCAUCUCUCCCUCCUUACCCUUCCAUGUAGCUUUGUGUCAUCUGCAAAUUUGAAGAUAUUACAUUGAGUUUCCUCAUCCAAAUCAAUGUUGUGAAUGGUGGAGUCCUAGCACUGUUCCUGCCAGUACCCUACUAUUUACUGUCUGUCAUUGAGAAAACCAUGUAUUUAUUCCUACUUGUUGUUUUCUGUCUGCCAAUCCAUUUGUGAUCCAUCUUCAUACACUACAUUCCCCCUCACCCCAACCCUAUGUACUUUAAUUUUACAUGCUAAUCUCUUGGACUUUCAGAAGACUUUUAACAAGUAAACCAUAUCUAUUGGCUCCCUCUUGCCAACCCCAAAUUACUGCCUUGAAGAAUUCCAGUAUGUUUAUGAAAUAUGCUUUUUGUGAAUCCAUGAUGAUCAUCUGAUCCUGCCAUGGUCAAACACAGCAGCUCAGAACUUUAUUUUAGAUAAUCAACAAUAGCAGUGUCUUGACUGAAGCAUCUUUAGCUGCAUUUUUUAUAGUCAUCCCCCCCAUGAUAGAGUUGGAAAUAAAAUGUUCAUAGGUUGUGUGUCAGUAACAUUUGUGCCUCACAAGGAAAAGGCAGUAACUAUCUCCAACAUGAUGCACUUAUUCUCCAUCUUAAAAAACACUGCGCUGAAUCAGCCACACCAGAGCAACAAAAAACAGGUUAAGAGGCAGGGAAUUCUGAAGUAACACGUCCCUUGCUACAGUCUGUACACCAUCUACAAGACAAGUCAGGAAUAUAAUGUAAUGCUUCAUGCCUGUCUGUAUGAGUGCAACCCUAAGAACAAAGUUCAGUAUCCAAGAUGAAACAGUCCCUUGGUUGUCACUGGUGAAUGGGUUGCCGAAGUGUACCAAAAGUUGCUAAUGAACUGACUCUUUGGAGCUGAGUGGACUUGAUAGAGGUUCAGUAGGAUGAUUCCUAGUAUGGAGAGAUUCUCGCGUGAGCAAAGGCUGAACAGAUUAGGGAUCUCCUGAUUGGAGCUUAAAAGAAUAAGAGAUGAUCUCAUUGAAAGAUAUAGGAUUCUUAAGAGGCUUGCAAAGGUAAACGCUGAGAGGAUGUAUAACCUCAUGGGAAGUGUCUAGGACUAGACAGCACUACUCUGAAUAAAGGAGUACCAAUUUAAGACUGAGAUGACAAGGAAUUUCUUCUGAGAGUCUCUGAAACAGAUAGCCAUGAGGGCAGAGUCAUAUAUAUUUAAGGCUGGGAUUGACAGAAUCUUGGUGAGUAGGGGUAAUCCAGGAUAACAGGGAAAAUGCAGGAACGUGGACAUGAGAAAUGUCAGAUCAGCCAUCCUAUUCUAUGUUAUGGCAGGCCUACUCUUCCUAGGUCUUCUUAUAGAGAUAUAUUAAGUUAUGAGGGGCGUAGAUAACAUAAACAAGUGAUGGGAGGAACAAUGACCAGGGGCAUAAAUUCAAGGUAAGUGGAGGUUUAGAGAUGUGAGGAAAACAUUUUUCAAAAGUGGUGGGAAUCUGGUGCUCACUGCCUGUGUGGUUGGCAGACGCAGAAGCCCACCUAACAUUUAGUUAUGCACUUGUGAUAGCAAAGCAUACAAGGCUAUGGGGGCAAGUGUUGGAAAAUAGGAUUUGAAUAGUUAGAGAUAAUGGGAACUGCAGAUGAUGAAGAUUCCAAGAUAAUAAAAUGUGA